This is a messenger RNA of Ostrea edulis (European flat oyster), 1119 nucleotides long. RefSeq names its product neuroguidin-like. Gene Ontology annotation, cellular component: small-subunit processome; nucleolus. Gene Ontology annotation, biological process: maturation of SSU-rRNA from tricistronic rRNA transcript (SSU-rRNA, 5.8S rRNA, LSU-rRNA). The transcript is spliced from 14 exons. Bases 164 to 1060 code for a protein of 298 amino acids. The record is from RefSeq and is a predicted model, not a curated record. Lineage: Eukaryota; Metazoa; Mollusca; Bivalvia; Ostreida; Ostreidae.
AUUUAAUAAUUUCCGGUGUGUAUUGUUCAGCGUGUUAUCAAAAUACGAACGACGUGAACUUGGGUACACGAGAUUCAAAAUGGAGAAAUACAUGUCCACGCGCUAGUAUUCAAAUCGGCGCCAUUGGGACCAAAAUUUUCAAGUUCCAUAGUUUCACAACACCAUGUCAGCAGAGGAAAUGGAGGAAGCCAUUAAACUCCUUGGGGACAUGGAGUCACAAACAGAAGAUGUCACCAAACUUAUAGAUCAUCUUCUAAAGAAAGCGCUAAAUGAAGAAUACAGUACAUCAAGCGGGAUAAGUUUUCUGGAGGUGAAGUACCAGCUGCUGUUGACCUACUUGAUGAAUUUGACCUACAUAACACUGCAGAAAUCCAGUGGAGAAAGCAUAGAGGGAGAUCCAUCUAUCGAUAGACUUGUUGAAAUCAGAACAGUUCUUGAAAAAAUGAGACCAAUAGACAAAAAAUUGAAAUAUCAAGUUGACAAAGUAGUUAGAACAGCAGCCACAGGGGGUAUAGAUUCCUCGGAUCCUCUUAGAUACAGAGCUAACCCCGAAAACUUGAUAAGCAAGCUUGAUGAUGAGUCAGAAUCAGAAUCAGAGGGAGAAGAAAAGAAACCCAAGAUUUACCAGCCUCCUAAACUCACAGCUAUGCACUAUGAGGGUGAUGAGUCUGUACAAGAUAAGGAACAGCAAGUCCUGGAGCGGGCUAAAAAGCGGGCACUCAGUACGAGCAUGCUCCGAGAUCUGAGGGAGGAGUACAGUGAAGGCCCCUCAGAAGUCAGGGAAACCACAAGCACACAGCGAUCUAAGGCGGAGAAGAAACUAAGGGACAGAACUGAGUAUGAAGAGGAACAUUUCAUGAGAUUCUCGGUGUCUAAGAAAGAUAAGAAUGAGAUGAAGAGGGUAGCAGGUUUUUCCUCACUGAAUAACCUGACUCAUUUUGAUGACAUCAGCGCUUUGACAGAAGGACGAACUUCCCAGAGUGGAUCUUCCAAGAAAAGGAAAGCUGGUGGAAAGGGCAAGAAAGGAAAGAAAGGAUUCAAAAAGAGAAGAAAACACUAAUGUAUGGAUAGCAGAUGAAAAAAAAAAUCAACAUUGAAAUAAACCUUCAUAUAUAUGCA